Necator americanus (New World hookworm) is the source of this 1431-nucleotide messenger RNA. RefSeq lists its product as uncharacterized. Gene Ontology annotation, biological process: response to endoplasmic reticulum stress; protein folding. Lineage: Eukaryota; Metazoa; Nematoda; Chromadorea; Rhabditida; Ancylostomatidae. The transcript is spliced from 13 exons. Bases 1 to 1431 code for a protein of 476 amino acids. Gene Ontology annotation, cellular component: cell surface; endoplasmic reticulum. The record is from RefSeq and is a predicted model, not a curated record. Gene Ontology annotation, molecular function: protein disulfide isomerase activity.
AUGCAGGCCGUAAGUUGUUCGAAAGAGUCGAAGUUCUUUGCCAUACUCGUGUUGACGAGGACGCCAACUCCACCAACACCUCUACUGUCGCAUGUUCCUAAGAACAGUUCUCCAGUUUCACAUACGGCGUUGAGAGGGUGGCGUCGUCUCGUCUCGGCUCAGGGUAGCCAUAUCAAACUCGCAAAAGUGGACGCCACUGUAGAGAAAACUCUUGCCGAGAAAUAUGGCGUUUCUGGCUUUCCAACACUUAAGGUCAUGCGGAACGGAAGGAGAUUCGAAUAUAAAGGUCCACGCGAAGCUUAUGGAAUUGUCAAAUAUAUGACUGAACAAGCAUUGCCAGCGGCGAAAAAACUAGACGGAGUCUUUGAGGUGGAAAGGUUCAUGGUGAAGGAUGAUGUGACGAUUAUUGGGUUCUUUGCUACAGAAUCUUCUUCCGCUUUUGAGGCCUUCUCUGAUGCUGCGGAAAUGCUUCGCGAGGAGUUCAAAUCCAUGGGCUAUGUAUCGGAUCCGAAAGCUUUCAAAAAGUACGAUGCAAAACCGAAUGACAUCAUCAUCUUUUAUCCUUCUCUUUUCCAAAGCAAAUUCGAGCCUAAGAGCAGGACAUUCAACAAGGCAGGUGCUACUCCCGAAGAGCUGUUGUCGUUCUUUCGCGAUCAUUCUGCUCCUCUUGUCGGCAAGCGAACUAGAAGCAAUGUCGCUACCCGAUACUCUAAAUUCCCACUUGUUGUCGUCUAUUACAAUGCAGAUUUUUCGCUGCAGUACCGAGAGGGUAGCGAAUACUGGCGUCAGAAAGUCCUUAAUACCGCACAAAAGUAUCAAAAAGAUAAGUACAUCUUCGCAGUGUCUGAUGAGGAGGAAUUCGCUGAGGAACUCGAAAGCGUCGGUUUAGCGGAUUCCGGACUAGAACAUAACGUUAUUGUGUUUGGAUAUGAUGGCAAAAAGUAUCCGAUGGACCCCAACGAAUUUGAUGAUGAGCUUGAAGAAAAUUUGGAAGGUUUUAUGAAGAAAAUCAGUGGUGGCAAGGCUAAAGCUUUCGUCAAAUCUGCUCCCCUACCUCGUGAUGAUAAGGGUCCUGUGCGGACGCUGGUUGGAUCAAACUUUGAUAAGAUUGUUAACGAUGAAAGCAAGGAUGUGCUUAUUGAAUUCUAUGCUCCAUGGUGUGGUCAUUGCAAGGCUUUUGAGCCAAAGUACAAAGAGCUUGCAGCAAAUCUGAAGAAAACGCAACCAAAUCUGAUUGUAGCUAAAAUGGACGCUAUCGCUAAUGAUGCUCCUUCUGCAUAUUCAGUCGGAGGAUUCCCUACCAUUUACUUUGCACCUAGCGGAAAGAAAUCAACCCCGAUUAAGUACGAAGGAAAUCGAGACUUGGACCACUUGACGAAAUUCAUGGAAAGCAACGCGGUGAAAUCAUUCCAGAAGAAGGAAGAACUAUAG